This is a messenger RNA of Cuscuta epithymum, 2042 nucleotides long. NCBI's taxonomy places the organism in Eukaryota, Viridiplantae, Streptophyta, Magnoliopsida, Solanales, Convolvulaceae. The record is from the annotation of a GenBank genome assembly.
UACAGAGCCGGUUCUUUUUGAAACCUGGAAGGCAUAAACCAUUCUGUUUCACGUCGACUCCCUCCGUGCCGGAGAUGAGCGCAGUGCACCUUAACUGCCGCCGCCACACCGCCGCCGCCGUUUCUGUACCCAAACCUUGGUUCACUCCACCUCCUACUCCGCCAAAAGCUCCUCAAAGCAUUCAGAUCGAUCCAAUCCUCACGAGCCUUUCAGAAGCCAUAACGAAUUCCCCUAGGAAAUCCCUCCAAGCCUCCCUCAAAAACGUCCUUCCAUCUCUUAAACCCCAACACAUCAUCGACCUGAUCAAUCUCAACCCUCACUCUCUCCCCACUUCAUCUCUGUACUCCUUCUUCACAUGGCUUUCCUCUCACCCAUCCCCUUUCCGCCACACCCUCCACACCUACUGCACCAUGGCUCACCUCCUCUCCGCCUCCAACAUGCUCCCACAGGCUCAAUCUCUUCUGCAAACAAUUGUUUCGAGAAAAGGGAAGAAUUCAGCCUCUGCGAUUUUUACUGCCAUUCUUGAAUCUAAAGUGUUUUCGGAUUAUCAAAAAGCAUAGGUUGGUUAUUCCGCUUCAAGCUUCUUCGCGGGUGAUUGAUCAUUUGAUGAAAGCUGCACCAUUGGUAGGUUGGGGGUUAUAUAAGGAGCUAUUAGAAGCAGGGUGUCCUCCAAGUGUGUAUUGUUUCAAUAUGUUGAUGCAUAAAUUCUGCAGGGAAGGCCAACUGAGGGAAGCUCAUUUGGUUUUUGAUGAAAUUAGGAAAUGGGGCAUAUUGCCUACAGCUGUUAGCUUCAACACUUUGAUCAAUGGAUAUUGCAGAUCAGGUGAUUUAGCUGCAGGGUUUAGGUUUAGGACUGAAAUGGAGAAGACUGGAGUAGUUCCAGAUGUUUAUACUUACAGUGCUUUGAUCAAUGGCCAUUGCGAGAAGUGUUUAAUGUCUGCUGCAGGAAAAGUGUUUGAUGAAAUGUGUGAGAGAGGUUUACUCCCCAACCAUGUGAUCUUCACAACAUUGAUUAAAGGGCACUGUAAAGACGGGCGGGUUGACUUUGCCAUGGAUGUCUAUCAACGUAUGCUGAGAAACCACAUUUGGCCCGAUCUGAUCACAUGUAACACACUACUUGAUGGGCUUUUGAAGAGCGGGGACCUAAUGGGGGCCCGGAAACUCAGCUCCCAAAUGAACGAAAAAGGUAUAAGACCUGAUAAGAUCACAUAUACCACACUCAUAGAUGGCUAUUGCAAGGCGGGAGAUGUAGACGCUGCGUAUGAGGUCCAAAAAGAAAUGACAGAAAAUGGGAUAAUGCUCGACAAUGUAACAUAUACGUCCUUCAUCACAGGUCUAUGCCGAGAAGGGAAGUUAGUAGACGCGCAGAGAAUGUUAAGAGAAAUGUUGAGUGUCGGUUUAAAACCUGAUGUUCAAACAUACACUAUGGUCAUUGAUGGCUUUUGCAAGAAGGGAGAUGUGAAAAUGGGGUUUGAGCUGUUGAGAGAAAUGCAAAGGGAUGGAUAUAGACCGGGAGUGAUAACCUAUAAUGUGAUUAUGAAUGGUUUGUGCAAACAAGGUCAGAUGAAGAACGCAGAGAUGCUAUUGCAUGCUAUGCUUAAUAUAGGGGUUGUACCCGAUGACAUCACGUACAACAUUCUUUUGGAAGGACAUUUGAGGAAGCGCGUGAAGUUUGGUGAUGGCAGUGAUAUGAUUCUACGACGUGAAAUGGGGCUUGUUCUUGACUAUGCUUCUUAUUGUUCCCUAAUGGGUAGCUUAAAUGUAAAGAAAAAACAAAGAUGUUAAUACAAGUUGACCCUAAUGGAGUUGCAUAGCAAUUGUCGAGAGCGGGUAGAAGCAAUACUCACCAUUGAUGGUGUACAUACCUUAGGAACUUAAGAUUGGCUUUUAAUGCCUUUGCUCCAGUUCCAUAGUUGUUUUAUUUACUAGAAACGAUGAUAGUGUUGGUUUGUUUUCUUUCAAACUAGAUUUAGAAUUUUUGCUUUGAUUUUCAUGCUUAGUGAAGAACACUUAUUUUAAACUGAAACCAAGUUAAGUAAGAA